GUCCUCCCCUGGCACACCCAGGUGGCCUGUCCUGUGCCGGCCUGGCCUACCCUUGGAUCCCUGGGGUGCUUGGGCCUGUGACUGUCCCAACGGGAGGGCGCCAUGGUCCCCGCCAUCCUGCUGCUGCUGUGGCUACAGGGCUGCGUCUCAGGUCCCCCGGCAGAGAGCGCAUACACAAAAGUGAGGCUCCUUGAAGGAGAGACUCUGUCUGUGCAGUGCUCCUACAAGGGCUACAAGAACCGCGUGGAGGGCAAGGUUUGGUGCAAAAUCAGGAGGAAGCGGUGUGAGCCUGGGUUCACCCGGGCCUGGGUGAAGGGGCCGCGCUACUUGCUGCAGGACAAUGCCCAGGCCAAGGUGGUCAACAUCACCAUGGUGGCCCUCAAGCACCAGGACUCGGGCCGAUACUGGUGUAUGCGCAACACCUCAGGGACCCUCUACCCGCUGAUGGGCAUCCAGCUGGAAGUUUCUCCAGCGUCCCCAGCUGAGAGGAGCACUCCCCUCACACAUCUGGCCGAUGUCUUCAAGAGUGGAGCCCCUUCUUCAGGCCCUGAUGAGCCUUUCACCACUAGCAGGACGGGGUUCACCCCUGGGAUCCUCACCUUGGCCAGACUCUUACCCUCCUCGAGACUAACCUCCAUGACAGGCUACAGCUUCACGGGUACCAGCAUGACUACCACGGGGGCCCAGACAGUGACUGUGUCUCCCAGCAAUGCCGGAGCCUCCUCUGUGGGCCCAGAAUCCAUCUCCCCCGAGUCUGGGCACCUCGGCACUGGAGUGCUGGUGACAGGAAUGUGCCACACCAGCAGAUCUCUCAACAAAUUUCCCUCCAUCAGGCACCGGGAUUUUUACCUCACUGUGCUCGUGAUGGGGCUGACCUUCCUCCUGGUUCCCGUGACGUUGAUCAUGGUCUAUGGGUUUUGGAAGAAGCGACACGUGGGAAGCUACAGCAUCCACAGUGAUCCUGCUAGACCCUGGAAGGACCCACCUAGACGACCAGAGCCCCAGUGGAAACCUGCUUGGUCUGAGACCACUUAAGCAUGGGGGCUUUCUGGCUCC
Messenger RNA from Propithecus coquereli (Coquerel's sifaka), 1056 nucleotides. It is a transcript of the gene TREML2, whose product is annotated as triggering receptor expressed on myeloid cells-like 2. The coding region runs from base 103 to 1035 and encodes 310 amino acids. NCBI's taxonomy places the organism in Eukaryota, Metazoa, Chordata, Mammalia, Primates, Indriidae. The transcript is spliced from 6 exons. Gene Ontology annotation, molecular function: signaling receptor activity. Gene Ontology annotation, cellular component: cell surface. Gene Ontology annotation, biological process: T cell activation. The record is from RefSeq and is a predicted model, not a curated record.